AUUUGUCUUUAUGGCGUCAAAAAAGGUAUUUGAUCGGUGUUGUAAUCCUUUUGAGUUGGAAUCUCAUUUUAAAAAAAUUGGUUUACGUCCGGCGACUGAUAUUAUGAAAGUAACGUUAGGAUUAGAUGAUAAUUAUUUAUUAUGCAGUUCUUGUCGAAAAAAAGCUUCAGAGUUAGUGAAGCAACAAACAAAUGCUCGUAAUGAUCCUAGUGCUGAUGUAAGUGACCGUGAAGACAACUAUAGUGACAAUAAUGACAACAAUGAUCAGGCUGAUAAUGAUAGUAAUACAACUGCCACGGAUCUCCCAUUAUCCUUAUCAUUCCGUUCCAUGUCAUUUGAUAGCGAACCCAAAGCAUCACAAUCAAGCUCAGGAUCCCAAGUUAGCGCUGCAACUCAAUUACCCGUAAUAAACCAUGCAUUAGAAUUGUUAAAUCAAUCACCGAUUCCAUCGAAGAAAUUGAAUGAUAAUCAAUUUUUGAACAAUAAAAUAAAUCGGGUAUCCGACAGCUUGAAAAAAGUUUUGCUUUCUUCUUCAGAUGAAGAAUCGAUUGAUGACGAUGGUGAAAAUUUUCGCUCUCUAAUUAAAAUGUUGUAUGAUAAAUUCAACGAUAAAGAAACUGAUAAGUCUUUGAAAAUACAAAUUUUAACAUUAUUACCUGUAAAAUGGAGUGAGAGACGUAUUUGUGAAACUAUGAAUACAUCAAGACAUUUGUCAAGAGUAGCAAAAAAUUUGGUUGAAGAAACGGGUUUACUUUCUACACCUGAAUCGAAAUUAGGUAUGGGUAGCGUAAAAUCGAUGUUUUAAAUACACUUGAAAACUAAAUUACUCAACAUUUUUGUAUAG
Cotesia glomerata is the source of this 844-nucleotide messenger RNA. RefSeq lists its product as uncharacterized. Lineage: Eukaryota; Metazoa; Arthropoda; Insecta; Hymenoptera; Braconidae. The record is from RefSeq and is a predicted model, not a curated record. The coding region runs from base 11 to 805 and encodes 264 amino acids. The transcript is spliced from 2 exons.